AUGGUAUGGCUAUCUAACAAACUGGCUUUAUCUAACAUCUUCAUAUCAAUACGUAAAUAUACCACUAAAAACAAAUAUUUUGCAAUGUCUCAUAGCAUAAACACUACUGUUGCUGAACAGCAAAAUGAUAUGUACUUUGGAUCAGAAGUGAUUAAUCGAGUUUCAUUUUUAAGAGGAGAUCUGGAUUUCAUUACCAAUGCAGCCAUUCAUCCAAGUGCAAGAUUCAUAGCCUUUUAUAAGACUGAUCCACUUAUCAAUAAACUGGCUGCCAAUAAACUUGCCAUCUUUGUGAAUGGUGACGAGCAACUUAAAGAUUCCCAGGGGUUAUGGAAUCUGUCUUUGUGGAGAAACACCAUCCAACAAUGGUGUCAGGAUAAUAAGGAGCAAUCCAAGACCACUAGGAGUGGUGAAAAACCGGUGGUUUUGUUCAUGGGGUUGGAAGAUGAAAGUGUUGGAUUGAAUCUACUGCAAUUGAAAGCUGGUGAAAAGGAUGAUACAACCACGGAACAACAAGAAAGAUUUUUAGAUCAUCAAGGUAGAUACCAAGGGAUCCCAUAUUUUGCCAUUGAUUUGACCAAUGCCUCCAAGGAAUUGAUUGAAUUUUUCAAGGAGAAUGUGGUUGAAGGUAAUCCUUCCAAAGAAGAUGUUUUCUUUACAAGAUCAAGGAAACAUUAUCUUGGAUUCACCAAUAAGGAGGCUGCUUUAUAUUCACAUGGGAAAAUGUUUAUGGAUUGGUUGAGUAGAAAUCAUUUCUGCCCUGGGUGUGGUACUCUUGUGGUUCCAAUCCAUGCUGGAGGGAAAUUGAAGUGUACCAAUGAAAAGACAAUUCAAAAGAAAACCGUGGCAAAAGAAGGUGAAGAGCAAGAAAUUGAAAUCGAAAUCCCUGCAUGUCCAGUGAAACAAACAUCUGUUUCAAAUGUUUCAUUCCCAAGAACAGAUGCUGUGAUCAUCACUGCAAUUACCAAUACUGACCGGACAAAGGUUCUUCUUUCUCUUUCCAAGAGACAUGCAGCCACAAGAAUGUAUGCAUGUACUGCUGGGUUUAUGGAACCUUCUGAAACAGUUGAAGUGGCUACUAAGAGAGAAAUCUGGGAAGAAACAGGGGUGGUUUGCUCCAAAAUCAACAUUGUGAUGACACAACCAUGGCCAUUCCCUGGGAAUCUCAUGAUUGGAUGUCUUGGUGUGGUAGACUUUAACGGCAUCAAUGAAAACAUACAUUUAGGCCAUGAUAGAGAAUUGGCCGACGCUAGAUGGUUUGAUACGGAAACCAUUCGUAAAUGGAUAUAUGAUAGUCCAAAAGUUGAUAAUCCAGAAGAGAUUUUGUUACCUAAUCCGGAAUCGAUUGCAUUCCUGCUUAUUAAAAUGGCUGUUGACCAAAGACAACAGAAGUUAUAG
This is a messenger RNA of [Candida] anglica, 1395 nucleotides long. NCBI's taxonomy places the organism in Eukaryota, Fungi, Ascomycota, Pichiomycetes, Serinales, Debaryomycetaceae. The record is from the annotation of a GenBank genome assembly.